CCUGUAGGAAGGAGGUAACAUUUGAUGCUAACUUGUCGCAUGCAGGGUGUGAGCGGCAAGGGCAUCGCCAAUCGUUGGCGAGGUUGAUGCAAGGUAUGCUGCACACCUGUGGUACGGUGAUUGCAAAGACCAUCGAGACUACUAUCACGUGGUGUUGCGGAUAGGCAUCAUAAUCGAUCAACCUCUCCCUCUCUCUCUCUCUCUCUCUCUCUCUCUCUCUCUCUCUCUCUCCAGCACCCGCAACCGCACAACCUUGCCCGUUUCUCUUCCUCUCUCUCGCCUUCCCCUCUCCUCACUCUGUACCCGACUGCUUGCCUGCCCGGCUGUUUCUGGUGGAUUUGUCUAUUCCACAUUGUCUUCUGGGCGAAAGCGCGCCCCCCCUCCCCCUCCUAUCUCGUCCUAUCAUCACCUCACUUCUGUUACUAUUCAUCUCCUUGUCUUCUUCCUCUCCUCCCGUCUUUACCGUCUCCUCGUUCGUCAGUCCUCUUCCAGCCCUCCCGCUCUGUCCGGUCCUCCUCUCGUUUUCAGAUUUGACUCCCUUAAUCUCCGGGAGGUUCUCGGAGAGAGCCGACGACACCGUUGGCUGCCCUUUGUCAGGCGAUAUCAAUGCCGUUGAGAGGGGAAAGUGGUCGGAGGAGGGGAGAGGAGAGGGGAGGGAGAGGAGAGGGGUGACAACUGUAAAAGCUUUCGGCUAUGGUGUGAACCGCAGAUUCCUUAGCUGCGGUAACGGUAAUUCCUCAGUUGCCGUGAGGCAUUGGAACACCGGCCGAGCCACGCAACGUGGCGAUCGAGAGAUUGCACGUCGAGUGAUUUCCAAUCCACAAGCACGCAUGCUCAGUGAUGGGGGAAUGGCUGGACCCAUGCCAUCUGUCAGACGCUGCAGCGCACGUGCUGUUACCGACCUGGCGGGAAAUCAAAUUCUCCUUGGCGUCGGCAACGUUAGUGGUGGCUCUCUAUUGCCUACUUACGAAGGCAUGGGAAGGUACGGCGAUGGCUUUCGGCGAUCGGAGGGGGAGGAGAGGAGUGGGGGUGGACAAAUCGGGCCUGCUCGUCGGCGGCGAUGGCGCGAAGAGGGGUAGCAUCCGCGCAGAGAGGCGGGGAAGUUCCGUCGACCUGGAUGAGAUGGGCUGUCAGUACUCUAUCUGUCUCGAUCUCCUAGCGGCGCGCAAUUUGGUGGGGGCGAAUUUGAAUGGCACGUCAGAUCCGUACGCGGUGCUGACGUGUGGGAGCCAAAAACGUUUUAGCUCCGUUGCGCCGGGGACGCGGAACCCGUUAUGGGGGGAGCAGUUCCACUUUGUGGCCGAUGAGCUGCCUGUGAAUGUCGAGAUCGCAAUCUACGAUUGGGAUAUCAUUUGGAAGAGUACGAGUCUGGGGAGAGUGGUGCUGUCGAUAUCGUCGACGGGAUCGGAGGAACCCCAUUGGCGGUCUUUGGACCGGGCGUCGGGACAGGUGUACGUCCAGAUAGCGACGAAGGCCAUAGCGCCGGACUCGUCGGAAGGUGCGCUGAUUGCGGCGGACAAUGCGCGGGCCUCUCGAAGGCGGAGCGGCGGGCUGGGAGGCGGCGAUGGCGGCGGCGGCGGCGGCGGCGGCUUUGGGGAAAGAGGGGCGACGGAGGUGCGGCAGAAACCGGGCCCUCUGCAGACUAUCUUCAACUUGCCCCCUGACGAGAUCGUCCUCCAUAGCUUUUCUUGUGCCCUGGAGCGGUCUUUUCUUUACCACGGGCGCAUGUACGUUUCCACUCACAGCAUCUGUUUUCACUCGAAUGUCUUUGCGAAGCAUCUUAAGAUUGUCCUCCCCUAUGAAGAUGUGCACGAAGUCCGACGCAGCCAGCACGCGCUCAUUAAUCCUGCCAUUACGAUUGUGUUGAAAGCCGGUUGUGGCGGUCACGGUGUACCUCCCCUCGGCUACAAGGACGGCAAGGUAAUGUAUAAAUUUGCUUCUUUCUGGAAUCGUAAUCACACGUACAGGGUUUUGACUCGAUCGCACAAAAAUUUUCUGGCCGCGGAGGAGGCGCAUGCGCUCGAUGAGCGGCAGCAGUCGAUUCUCCGCGAGGCGGCGCACGGUUUCCCGCUGUUGUCGUCGCGACAUCUGGCGGGCGGUUCGUACCUUUCCGCCGAGGCCGUAAUCGAGGCGGCGAAGACGCCCCCGCGGCCGCGCGCACCGGCGCCGGUGGCCACGCGGCCUUUCCUGAACGAGAGUGUUCUGAUUGAUCUGUUUGAGAGGAGCAUGACGUGCACGGCGCAGACGUUCUUCACUGUGCUGCUGAGUAAUGACUCUGACUUCACGGGGAGGUACAGAGCUACGCGCAAGGAUACGGAGCUGAAGAUGGAGCCAUGGCACACCACGGAGGAGUAUGGGGGAUUGCUGAGGCGGACGACCUUUCGGACAAUCUGUACGAGCCCGAUGUGUCCGCCCGACAGUGCCAUCACUGAUUGGCAGCACGUGACGUUGUCGACGGAUGAGAAGACGUUGACUUUGGAGUCGAUUCAGCAGGCGCACGAUGUGCCCUUUGGUUCCUACUUCGAGGUUCAAGGGAGGUGGGUGGUGCAGACUGUGGGGGAGGCAGAGUGCAAGGUAUUCGUGAAAACGGGGGUGAAUUUCAAGAAAUGGUGCGUCAUGCAGUCGAAGAUUAAAGCGAGCGCGAUUGCGGAGUUCAAGGCGGACGCGCAGACGUGGAUUAACCUAGCGACGGAGGAGAUUCAGGCGGCGGCGAGAAGAGGUGAGACGGGGACCGGGGGGGGGAGGUCGAUAGGCGCAGGCUCGUCUUCGUCGAGCACUGUGACGUCGUCAGCGUCCUUCUCUUUUUCGUCAGGGUAUGCCUCAAGCGCGCCGACCGCCAGCGUCGGCGCGUGACCGGUUAUGCUGGAUUCUCAUGCUUUUUUUUUUCUCUCUCUCUCUCUCUCUUUAGGGACUCGUUGUGCAGGCAACCGUAGGUUAAUUGAGAGAGAGAGAGAGAGAGAGAGAGAGAGAGAGAGAGAGAGAGAGAGAGAGAGGAUGGGAGGUUUUGCGGGAGAAAAGCGGUCACUGCGCUGUGUACAGGACGGGAUUGUUGUUUUCGUGUACGUGGGAGUGGGUCAUGUGUGUAUAAAUGAGCCGGUUGUCUUGCGUUCUUGAUGCGGUGGUCAUCACCAUUUUUUUUUCACUUUGUCGGUUUUUGCCUUGUUUUCCACCUUUACUCCACUCUCUCCCCGCCCCUCCGAUCCUUUUUCCCUGACUGCAUCUGCUGCUAGCCCUUCUUUUCCGUUUUCUCUUGACGUCAGCCAACUUGUAGAAUGGUUCUCAGUUAUCCACCCUGAAGAGCGGUUCACCGUUAAAUUUUCUCCCGACCUUUUCCGUUAGCCAGAACAAUUUGCCUCCGCCUCACUUUGGUCGAGUGAUUGCUAAUCAGUCACAAGUUAAUUACUGUUCACAUGUCAACUUCCACUAAACGAGAGCUUGCUUAAGUUAGUAGAGGAAUGAAUCAAUUUGAGCUGC
This is a messenger RNA of Chara braunii, 3474 nucleotides long. The record is from the annotation of a GenBank genome assembly. NCBI's taxonomy places the organism in Eukaryota, Viridiplantae, Streptophyta, Charophyceae, Charales, Characeae.